CUUCUUGCUUCUUUACUUGUGAUUUCAUCAGUAUAAAGGACUCUCAGUGUGGAAACUUCUUCCUACUGUAAUUUAGUCUUAAAGAGUUGCUUGGGGAGCCUGCUUAUGACUUCACUUUGCUGUUUUUGUGUCAGAACCAAGACUCAAAUCUCUUGUCCUCCUGAGUUGUAUCUCUUAAGUAAUUACUUAUUCUUGUGCUAAUGGGGUACACAUAAGUAAUAACAUAACCUGUUGAAGCACUAACCCCUCAGUAAAAAUGCCAACAAGGCCCCAAAAAACUUGAUUCACAAUCAGUAAAAUAAAAUGCAUGUAAAUUUUUAGAAAUUUAUAGAAAUAACAGAAAGUUAAUGUUGUGUUCUUUAAUAAUCAACUUUUUGGCCACAAAUCCUAUUCAUUUCUUAUAUAAUAAAACUAUAGUAGUGCUAUGUAUUCUUUUUUUAUUCUUUAAAAAAAUUUUUCUAUACUUAUAGACAACUUUUUCUUUUUUUAUUAAAGCUUUUUAUUUUCAAAACAUAUGCAUAGGUAAUUUUCAACAUUCAUCCUUGUAAAACCUUGUAUGCCAAAUUUUUUCCAUUCCUUCUCCCCACUUCCUCCCGUAGAGGGCAAGUAAUUCAAUAUAUGUUAAACAUGUCCAAUUCUUCUAUAUAUAUUUGCACAUUAUAUCUUAUAGCACAAAUUACUAUAUUCUUAAAGUAAAUUAAGUGCUACCUCUCUCCUAGUAAUAAUGUCAUUUGGUAUCUCUUUCAAUAGUCCUUGCAUUUUAACAGAUGCCAAAAUCUUGAAACAAAAUCAGUUACCAACCUUGAGCCUAUGAGGAAUAAGGAGGCCUUUCCUGAUUCCUCUUCUUCUUUAGGAUCCUUCUUUGUGUACAUAGUCUGACCUCCAAAUAGAAUAUACUCUUUGAAGGAAAGACCAAAUCAUAAGGAUCUUCAGUUUCUCCUUUUAUGCCUAAGGAAACUGUUUGGCUUAGUUGAUGGCUGAUAACCCUUAGUUUUAUAUAUAGUAAGUCUUAAUACUGAUUGAAUUAAAAUUUGUCCAUUUCAGAUUUCCCUGGGCUGGGACUGGGGUGAGAUAGGGUGAUGGAGUAUAUUUGGGGAGUUAAGAGGAAUAAUUGAAAGUAGCCAACUACUUAUAAAGUAAAACCAGUAUUCUUGAUCAAAAUUUUUUUUUUUUUGCUAAGAAAACUUGGUAACUGAUAAAAAAAAGGAUAAAAAAUGUAUAUUAUGAAUUUUAAUAUUAUACAAGUUAAAAUCUGUGUCUGUGUGUGUGUGUGUGUGUGUGUGUGUGUGUGUAUUAGUUUCUCCUACAUUUUGUAACAAAGCAUUUCAAGGAAUUUUAUUGAAAAAUCCAUUUGAUCUGAAAUCUUAGUGAACUGAUUUCCCCUAAAGACUUGCUAAGUGCUAAAAAAAAAAAACAAAAACAAAAAAACAAAAAAAACUUGAGCACUACUAUCUUCUCAGCAUUUUUGUGAGAAUCUUGGGGGAACCUCUGGCACUCAUUUGGAAAACUCAGAUAAGAUGAUCUCAUAAUUGAUACCAGCAUAAAUUUUUGAGAUAUCUAGGGACAAAUUAAUGCUACCAACUAAUUUUUAAAAAUAACUUGCCUUGCCAUUAUAUAAAAGCUUGAUUUUAUUAAAAAACAAAAACAAAAACAAAAACCUUUCCUCACUCUUCCCUCUCCCAAUAUCACAGCUUAUUUGACUUUUAACUUUCCAUUUACUUGUAAAAAAAAUUUACAUUUCUGUCUGUUGAAAAAGAUUGUUAAAAAUGUAAUGCUGUUACUAUUCCAACAUCAUCAGGUUUUUUUUGUUUGUUUUGUUUUCAUUUUAGGUGGACAUGAACCAUAUGUAGAAAUAAUUGAACAGCCUAGGCAAAGGGGCAUGCGUUUUCGUUAUAAAUGUGAAGGACGGUCAGCAGGGAGCAUUCCAGGAGAACACAGUACAGAUAAUAACCGAACAUACCCAUCUAUACAGAUAAUGAAUUGCUAUGGGAAAGGAAAAGGAAAAGUGAGGAUAACUCUGGUAACAAAGAAUGAGCCAUACAAACCACAUCCCCACGAUCUAGUUGGAAAAGACUGUAAAGAUGGCUACUAUGAGGCUGAAUUUGGUCAGGAACGCAGAGCUCUGAUUUUUCAGAAUUUGGGGAUUCGAUGUGUAAAGAAAAAAGAAGUUAAAGAAGCCAUCAUUUCACGAAUUUCAGCAGAAAUUAACCCUUUCAAUGUUCCAGAUCAAGAGUUACUCAACAUCGAAGACUGUGAUCUCAAUGUGGUAAGACUCUGUUUUCAAGUUUUUCUUCUGGAUGAACAUGGCAAUUUAACAUCAGCUCUUCCUCCUGUUGUCUCCAACCCAAUUUAUGAUAAUCGAGCACCUAAUACUGCAGAAUUAAGGAUCUGUCGGGUAAACAAGAAUUGUGGAAGUGUCAAAGGAGGGGAUGAGAUAUUCCUACUCUGUGACAAAGUUCAGAAAGAUGACAUAGAAGUUCGAUUUGUGUUGAAUGAGUGGGAAGCUAAAGGUAGCUUUUCCCAAGCAGAUGUACAUCGGCAGGUAGCCAUUGUAUUCAGAACACCACCAUUUUAUAAAGAAAUAACUGAACCCAUAACAGUAAAAAUGCAGCUUCGAAGACCUUCGGACCAGGAAGUUAGUGAAUCCAUGGACUUUCGAUAUCUGCCAGAUGAAAAAGAUCCAUAUGGUAAUAAAUCAAAGAAACAAAAAACAACUUUAGAUCUCCAGAAGCUGCUCCAAGUUAGCUUUCCAGAAAGAUCAAAAGCUGGUCCUCCCCGAUCAACUGGAGAAGUGAGAAUCAUCAAAAAAGAAAUGUCAAGAACUCCAGGAACUAUGCAUCAAGUCCCAUCUUACUUUCCUUCAUCCUUUGUGUCAAGUUCAAAUACAAUGUCACAUCCAGCUUCAUCUUUAUCUUCAAUGGGAACUUAUCCUUCUUCAAGCUGGCCUUCAAUGACUCUUCCUACAUCAAUAAACUCAAUUAAUACACAUUCACCAAAUGGUUUUCCAACAGGGACACUUUCCUCUGGAUCACAGAGUUGCCGGUCAUACCUGGAAACAGCUAAUGUUUCAAAUAGUCUAGAUACUUCUGAUCCUUGCCUUUUCAACAAUGGUACAAAUGGAAUUGGAGCUCAGUCCCUAUCCCAGGCUGACCUUUUUAGUGUGAAUACCAGUAUGUUGCAGAAUCGUCCCAUGAAUAUUACGACGCCCAACAGUGACAGUAUGAUGGAGACCGAGACGCCAUUUGUGAGCAUGAAACUUGAGAGCUCAUCGUACAACUCUGUGUUAACCCCAAGAGACUACAGGCGGCCACUGCAUCUGACAUCUUCUGCCAGGGUGUCUGCAGUGGGCUCCAGCACCAGCCCUCCUCUCCUUGUGCCACAGGCAGAUGUGUUUGAUGCCGUAGAUUUUACUUGUCUAGAGAACAGUACAGUAAGUGAAUCUAAAUCAUCAGGCAAUCCUAAUUCAAAUAACCCAAGUUUUAUGCCUAAUAGUCAGUGUUAUGUUAAUGAUAAUAUGCAAAGUGAAGAUCAUUUUAAUUCCUUUGAAGUCAAUUUAGAUUUUUUUAGUGCAGGACUUGUCUAAUUGAAAUGGAGUGUAUAUCUUUUGAAUACAUAAUUGCAUAUCAUUUUAAGAUUCUGUUUUGAAUUUUAAGAUGCAUCAUUUUAUACUUAUCUUAUGCACUGGAGCCUUGCUAUAAUAUAGAUGCUAUAAUAUAUGGUAUAUAAAUUUGAUGUCUUUUAAUGGAUCAUGUAGCAGAGGAGGUUGCCAUAGAAGUGUCCAAAGUAUUCUUUGCAAUAAGGUUUCACCUAUGGCUUUGGUUUUAUUGAAGGGAUUACUUGAAGAGGGUGCUUAUAUCAAGGUUCCAGUACACAAGCAAAUAAACUUGCCCCCCAAAAAAAGGUACUUCAAAGACAUUUCACUCUAACAACUUUAUAUAUGCCUGUGUUUUUAAUGAAUUAUCUCAAAUUUGCUUUGAAGCAAAUUUUACAUAGAUACUGUAAUGACCAUGUCAUUGAAAAAAAAAUUUCAGCAUUAUUAUUAUAGGCAGCAGGUGCCCCCAAGGGGUCUCUUGUGGCCAUUUGAUAUAAUGUGUAGAUUUGCUGGUUGUUAAUAAAGCCUGGGCCUGAAGAAUAGAGGAUUGGGAUCAUCUGGAGUAGGCAGCAAGUUUCCAAGAAAUUAUACUAUUUCAUAACUGGCUGUUCAUUGGAUAAAGCUGUUUCUUUGUAAUUGUUGAAUGUCUCUUUAAUAUUUCACUGCUCCUUCAAAGAAGUUAGAUUAUGUUUGGUAUUAUGGUGGAAGCAUUUAUCAUAGCUUCUCUCACCUCUGGAAAUGAUUUAGAGACCUUUAUUAUCUAAUUUUCCUCAGAUUCUUUAAUUCUUCCCACUUUUCAUUUGAGUAAAUAAAUGACUUUUAUGUAAUUGAAAGUGAAAUUAUUUCAUCUCACCAAAAAGUGAAUUUUAAAUCAGGUGAAGCUGAUACUGACUGACCAGAAGAAUGUAAGCUCCUUGAGCACAAGGAAUGUUGUUGACUUUGUAUCCCCAAACUUAGCACAGUAUCUAGAUGCUGACAAGUGCUUAAUAAAUGUUUGCCAAGCCAAAAUGAAUCUAAUCAGCUACCGUAGAGUAGGACUACAGUCUUGUUCUUGUAGUAUGGAAAGUUUUGCAUUUGUAAUUUGGCAUAGGGUGCUUUCUGUAUUUUAAAUACAAAGCUUUUUUUUAUCUCAUUGUCUUUGAGCCUAGUGGUAGAGAUGCAUCUUGGAAUUUUAUAAUAUCUAAUUUUAAAUUUCCACUUUUUGGAAACUUUUCAAGCUGGCAUUUCAGUUGGUAGAGGAGACAAAUAUAACCUUAAACGGUGUAACUGCUAAUUGAACUGCUUAAAGGCAACUGAUGUGAAAAAUCAAAUCACAUGAAUGUAUAUUUAAAAUAUAAUCUGUAAUACUGGCUAAAAUAUUUGAAAAUAUUUUUCUAAAAUAUCUUAUGAUUGUCACAUUUCUAGUAUUUCAAUUGACACUUUGAACAAUCCUCCAGAAACUUUUCUAGUGGGUUAUCUCAGCGAUACAUUAUAUAUUUAUAUACUCAUAUGUACUUAUGUACAUUUGUAUAUAUGAAUAGUGCAAUAGUCAAAAAUGGCAUCAGGAUUUUUCAAGACGAUUUCUUCAUUUAAGAAAUAGUAGAAUAUGGAACAAGAUGUAAGCUCAAUUAAUAUUUAUUGAAUUACCUUGUCAUAUGUUUUCCUGAACAGAAUAUUCUUCAUGAACUGGAAUAUGUGGUUCCAUUGGGAUCUCAUAGUCUAGGUAGAACAGCACCUAUAAGCAGCAUAGAAGAGCACCAGAUUCUCCCUAGACUGACAGAAUUAUAUUAGGCCACACAUCUCAAGUAAUUUCCCAAUAAUAAAUCCCAGCCCAGUUAUCCUGUGGAAAUUUUUUCCAGAACAAAAAUAUUGUCCUGGCUCUAAUGCCUUGAUGAUCACCCUAAAUUUACAGAAAGCAUCCUUGAAGAUGAUUCUCCAAAGGAAGAUAGCAUUCGAGGCUCACUGUUCUUGUAACCCCAGGGGCCAAGCCUCAAGAAAUCGUUUAGUGAGGGAACAGCCUCUUGUCCCCAUAAACUGGUUCUUCUUUCCAGGAUAUGCUGAUCUCCCUAGCUAGCUUCUACUUAUUCAAGUACCCUUCAGGGUCCAUACAAGAGGUCAGAGGAAAAGUUAGGAGACUUUUCCCUUCUGCUUGAAGUUGUUCACUCAUUACAUGAGAGUACUCUCAGAAGCUGCAGGACCUCUAUUCUUUCCUUAGUCCCCAAUUCUCAUGACCACUGUACUCUGCCCUACAUUGUCCCUAAUUAGAUUAUUAUUCUAAUUCUAGGUCUACCAGCAUUCUUAGGCUUUCGUUAAGUAUUUAAUUGAUGGGAAUGCAAUUCCAUAUACUUAUAGGGGUACAAAGCCAUUGAUGGUUCAAAAGUGUUUCUUUCAAAUUCAUUUACUCCUUGUUCCUUUUAUGUGAUUCGGAAGUUUAACUAUCAGCAGCUCUUCACUGAACCCUAAACUGUUUUAUAUUUACUUUACAUAUACUUAUAUGUAUACAUGUUGUUUCCCCAGAUUAGAAUGUAAGCUCCCAGAGGGCAUGGAUUGAUUCAUAUUGUCUUUGUAUCUGCAAUACUCAGCAGAGAGUGUCUGACAGGGGCACUUAAUAAAUGCUUUUGGAUUGAGAAUUCUUACUUUGUUGAUUUCCUAGAAGUUUGAAAGGGGAAAGAAAUUUUAAGUACUAGUUUUGAUAUUAUUGGACAUAAAUGAAACUUAUCAUAUGCCCAGAAUACAAUUUACCGGAAAUCUCAAUCAACUCUCUCCCCGGCCCCCUUUCUUGAGCUUUUGGAAUAAAGAGCAAAAUCACAAGACAAAGUGAUAGUAAGGAUUUAUUAAAAAUUGUAACAAAGAUUUUUAAAAAUAUAUAUCAGAAUUGGCAUAUAUUUAAAGCUCAAUAUUCUACACUUAAAUUUGUAACAAUGACCGUGAAUAAUAAUCAAAGAAAAAUCAGAUUGUCUAGUUUUGUACUUGUAUUUGCUAUUUCCGAUUCUUUUUAUAAAGGUCUAAAACAACUGGGUUGAAAUGUUUUUCUGGCCAAACCUAAGAUAAACAGAAAAUUUAAGCAAAUCAACAUCCUCCAGUUCUUAAGCAUUGAGGUAUUCAUGACUUAAGUUGUUAAAAAUUAAGAAAUUGUUACACAUCAAAUACAAUUACAGGUUCUUUGUGACUUAUAUUUCAGUAUAAUAAAAGACUAACAACUUUCUACUUA
This is a messenger RNA of Antechinus flavipes (yellow-footed antechinus), 6782 nucleotides long. It is a transcript of the gene REL, whose product is annotated as REL proto-oncogene, NF-kB subunit. Gene Ontology annotation, cellular component: cytoplasm. The coding region runs from base 1772 to 3583 and encodes 603 amino acids. The transcript has 9 exons. Gene Ontology annotation, biological process: innate immune response; cellular response to stress; canonical NF-kappaB signal transduction. NCBI's taxonomy places the organism in Eukaryota, Metazoa, Chordata, Mammalia, Dasyuromorphia, Dasyuridae. The record is from RefSeq and is a predicted model, not a curated record. Gene Ontology annotation, molecular function: RNA polymerase II cis-regulatory region sequence-specific DNA binding; DNA-binding transcription factor activity, RNA polymerase II-specific.